UGGAAACUUUCAUAAUUGGAAUUGAGAAUUUGGUUUUUGGAUUUGACUUUGAGCGGUGAGAAAAAUGCAGUUGCACAUAAAUGUUUAAUGGAGACAUGCCUGCUGGACCAACAAGGAAGUUUCCAUUCUCAACUUUUCUGAUGGAGUGAAUGUAAGUUCUUAUCAAUAUCACCGACUAAAAAUGGCCCCUCAAACGUAUCUGGUCACCGGCUGCAGUAGUGGUAUCGGGUUGGACUUGGUGAAGACGCUAGCUGCUGGGGGUGAUCGCGUGUUUGCCACUGUUCGCUCAGCUGCGAGCUCGGCAUCAGGUGUUGACGAAAUUUCGCAAGUUCCCGGCAAUGCCAGACACAAUAAUACCAAAUGUCGAUGUAACGGAUGACGCCUGCAUUGACAUUCCACGCAACGCUCUAGCUAGCGCAGAGCUGCUCGACACGGAAGGGACGGAGAAAAGUAGGAAUGAUGGAGAAAAAUCGUGAUCAGGUAAGUAAUUGUUCUGCUGUCGAAGUUAGUAGAAUUUUGAUACAACGGGUCUUAGUACUCCUGUAAAAGGUGCUAAUAGAAAAUGUCUGUCACUAUCACGAGAUGCUGAAAAAACGGUACUAGUUAGACAGAGUCUUAAAAUAUAGGGACCACGAGAGGACACUACCUGCAAGUGGUUCUAAGAAAAACAUCGAUGUCCUGAUCCACAACGCGGGGAGGGUAAAUGGUACUCGCGCAGAGACGGGUGACGCCGUUUUCGCAAACCAGAAAUUGGACAAGAUAUCCAGUGAAAACAGGCUUCGCACAUUCAACAAGAAAAGUGUGAGUACUUAUACUACGAGUACAGCAAGCUGCACAACCCUUCCUCCUGAAGCCUGGAGGCAAAGUAGUGCUAGUAAGCACAGGAUUAGGAUCGAUUGCAGACAAUGGGUCUGGCGGCAUGUACGCAUACCGAUGCAGCAAAGCAGGCAUGAACAUGGCGGCGAAAAGCCUCGCCUGCGACCUCAAGCAGAGUGGAGUCUUUAUUAUGGAACAAAGUCAAAUUCAAUUGAGGUCAAAAACACCCGCAUACUGGAAAGUUCUCAACGAUAUUCACGCACACUGCCUUGCAUCAUGAAAGAGGCAACUCUAGCACUACCUAGUAAUUGUUCCCUCUAUCGUCCUUCAUGUCCAGUGUCUGCCCAGUCGCGCCGGUCUUUAUUGUGACUGAAUUCGGAAUGGGCAAGGAAAAAAUGCAACAGUUUGGUGAGAAACCUGUCUCUCAAGCUACAAAUGGCAUUCUGGAGGUGCUUGAGACCAAGAAGGAUUGCACCGAUGCUGAGAGCCUGGCGAAGACCACAGGCGUUUAGUGGAUGAUUCAAAGCAAGGAUGGCACUCUCAAAGAGAUGCCUUCGUAAUGGCAUCUUCAAAGAGAUGCCGUGGUGAAGAUGAGGAGGACUCAUAAUUGCUUGGGUAGUUGAUGUACUUCAAUCAGGUGUACUUAUAUUACAUUGAUUCGGCAUGUGUUGUUGUUUAAUGUUGAUAUCGGAGGGGGGUGCUGGUAGGAUCCAUGUACUAAGCAUAAACCCGAUUUUGCAGCAAGACAAGGCUAUCCAUUGGCGUAGGAACUCUUUGCCGAAGUUGACACGUACAGAAGCAACCUGCUGUCUAUUAUCGUCGCG
This is a messenger RNA of Amoebophrya sp. A25, 1640 nucleotides long. Lineage: Eukaryota; Dinophyceae; Syndiniales; Amoebophryaceae. The record is from the annotation of a GenBank genome assembly.